Messenger RNA from Fusarium pseudograminearum CS3096, 1434 nucleotides. RefSeq lists its product as uncharacterized. The transcript has 3 exons. Gene Ontology annotation, biological process: glutathione biosynthetic process. Lineage: Eukaryota; Fungi; Ascomycota; Sordariomycetes; Hypocreales; Nectriaceae. Bases 1 to 1434 code for a protein of 477 amino acids. Gene Ontology annotation, cellular component: cytosol. The record is from RefSeq and is a predicted model, not a curated record. Gene Ontology annotation, molecular function: glutathione synthase activity; ATP binding; glutathione binding.
AUGGCAUCUCUCACAAGCGGGGAGUAUCCCCCCACUCUCAAAGCUGAAGAAAAGGACGCCCUCAUCGAGACUGUCAAGGACUGGUCGAUAGGCAAUGGCCUCGCAGUCAGGCCUCCCCCAACCGUGAUAGCCGCCGAGGCAGAUCCCAAGGGUAUCGCUGCUACUAAUGUGCCUGUCACGCUCUUCCCUAGCCCGUUUCCCAGGCAGUGCUUUUCCCAGGGCAAGGCAGUUCAGAAGACUUACAACGAGCUGUAUGCUUCAAACCUGUCCCUAGGUUUGUUCCGAUCAGACUACAUGGUUCACCAGGAUACUCACACCUCCCCCCCUUCUCUGCAAGUUAAGCAGGUUGAGUUCAACACCAUCGCCUCUUCUUUUGGUGGUCUCUCCACAUACACUUCCGCCCUCCACAAGUAUCUUGCUACAACGGAAUACCCAAUUUUGGAAAAUUCAAUCACUCAAGGAUCGCUAGAUCUACCAGAAAACACCAGCACUCGGGGCUUGGCAGCAGGCAUUGAGGCAGCUUACGAUGUAUAUCCUCAAUCCGAACUCGGACACCAAAAGUGUGUUAUCUUCCUGGUUCAGGAUGGCGAGAGGAACAUUUUCGACCAGCGCCACCUUGAGUAUCAAAUCAUCAAGUCUUCUCCGUCCAUCCCCGUCUUCAGACUUCCAUACUCUCAAAUCCUGAAACACACAAAAAUCGCAGAAACUUCCAAGCGACAGCUUUUGUACCAUCUUCCACGAAACCCCACCAAGGUUUACGAGAUUGCCGUUAUUUACAUGCGAUCCGGAUACGGACCCUCUGAUUACCCUGACCAGCAAGCCUGGGAUGCUCGAUACCACUUGGAGAGAUCAAACGCUAUCAAGUGUCCCACUGUUCUUACACAAUUGGCCGGAACAAAGAAGGUUCAGCAAAUCCUGGCGACACCGCGGCCGUCAUCCUCGCCUUCGGCCCUCAGCAGAUUUAUUCGCGAUGACACCGAUGAUGCCGCUGAACUAUGGCGCACAUUCACCAACAUUUAUCCCAUGGACACAAGUGAUGCGGGUCUCGAGGCUCGAAAGAAGGCUCUUGACCCCAAGGCUUGUCAAGACUAUGUGCUGAAGCCUCAGCGAGAAGGUGGCGGAAACAACAUCUACAGGGGAGCCAUCCCCGAUUUCCUCAAAUCUGUCCCUGAGUCCCACUGGGGAUCUUAUAUCCUCAUGGAGCUCAUCACCCCUCCCCCAGUUAACAACAUCAUACUCCGCAACGGCAAUCUCGAACAAGGAGGCGUCAUUUGUGAACUGGGAAUAUAUGGUACUUGUGUAUGGGAUCAAAGCACAGGAAAGGUUCAACACAACGAAGAGGCCGGAUAUCUCUUGCGCACAAAGGGUGACAAGAGCGAAGAAGGCGGUGUUGCUGCUGGCUUCGGGUGUAUGGAUAGCUGCACUCUAGUAUAG